Messenger RNA from Lathyrus oleraceus (garden pea), 1882 nucleotides. RefSeq names its product xyloglucan O-acetyltransferase 1. Gene Ontology annotation, molecular function: O-acetyltransferase activity. The record is from RefSeq and is a predicted model, not a curated record. The coding region runs from base 187 to 1527 and encodes 446 amino acids. The transcript has 2 exons. Gene Ontology annotation, cellular component: Golgi apparatus. Lineage: Eukaryota; Viridiplantae; Streptophyta; Magnoliopsida; Fabales; Fabaceae.
UAACCAUUAACAAUUGAAUUAAGCAAGUCAAGUAGUAACAUGCUUUCUUUCUUUCUCAAUGCUCCCAAAGUCCUAACUUUCCCUUUUGACAUUUUCUGAAAGAAAAAAAACCAAAAUCUAAUUUUAUGUCCACUUUCUUCUUUCUUCUUACAUCUCAUCUGAAAACAUAAAAAAGAACUACCAUACAUGGCUUUGAAAAUGGGGUUUUCUUCAUUCCAAUUCAAAGAUCAAUUUCACUCCCUCACCAAAAAGCUUUUUCCUUGGACUCUCUAUGCUCUUCUUCCCAUUGCUCUUCUUAGUUUAUACCUCUACCCUCUUCCUUUUCUCCCUUCUACUGAAUCUGAACUUCCUCAUUCCAUCUCCAACACCAUUAUUUCCAUCUCUACACCUCCUUCUUUUCCUUCUACACCUCCUCCUUCAGAAAAGGAAAAUACUUUUGACACCCCCCCUUGUGAUUACUUCAAUGGAAAAUGGAUCCGUGAUAGAAGAGGACCUUUAUACAAUGGAACAACAUGUGGAACAAUCAAACAAGGACAGAACUGCAUCAAACAUGGAAGACCAGAUUCUGAUUAUCUUUACUGGAGAUGGAAGCCAAAUGAAUGCAAGCUUCCAAGGUUUGAACCUAAAACUUUUCUUCAACUCAUAGAAAAUAAGCAUGUCGCUUUUGUUGGAGAUUCUAUGGCUAGGAACCAAUUAGAGUCACUUCUAUGUAUGUUGUCAACUGUUUCAUCUCCUGAGCUUGUUUACACAAAUGGCGAAGAUAACAAAUUUAGAAAGUGGCAUUUUGAUUCUCAUAAUGCUAGUGUUUCGGUGUAUUGGUCUCCUUUUCUUGUGCAAGGUGUUGAGAAAUCAAAUGAAGGGUUGAAUCAUAAUAAAUUGUAUUUGGAUCUUGUCGAUGAGAAAUGGGCUAAGGAUAUGGAUCACAUGGAUUUGAUUGUGCUUUCUGUUGGUCAUUGGUUUUUGCAUCCUGCGGUUUACUAUGAGGGUGAUUUGGUUUUAGGUUGUCAUUAUUGUGUUGGUCUUAAUCAUACCGAAAUCGGGUUUUAUGAAGUUUUGAGAAAGGCUUUGAGGACUAGUCUUAAUAGUAUAAUUGAUAGGCGAGGGAGUAAAGGCGGUAAAAUCGAUGUGAUCGUAACGACAUUUUCCCCUGCUCAUUUUGAAGGUGAAUGGGAUAAAGCUGGUGCUUGUUCAAAGACUAGGCCUUAUAGAAGUAGAGAGAAGGAACUUGAAGGAAUGGAUGGUGAGAUGAGAAAGAUUGAGGUUGAAGAAGUGGAAGAUGCUAAGGUGAAAGGUAGUGAGUUUGGAGGGGUUAGGUUUGAGGCACUUGAUGUAACUAAAUUGGCAUUGUUGAGACCAGAUGGUCAUCCGGGUCCUUAUAUGUAUCCUUUUCCGUUUGCGAAUGGUGUUCCCGAGCGCGUUCAGAAUGAUUGUGUUCAUUGGUGUUUGCCGGGGGCUAUUGAUACAUGGAAUGAGAUUUUUCUUGAGAUUAUGAAGAAAUGGGAGGAGCAUCCAAGAUAUCAAGAGUGAAAGAGUGAAGAGGCGGAUACGAAACUUACCGGUAAUAACUUGAAAACAUAAAUCAUAUGAAUGUAACCCUAUCAUGUUGGUGUCGGACACUGACGAAUCACACACCAGAGACACAUUUGUUCGGAGAAGUGUCAGGGCUAGAGAGGCGGGUGUUAUAUUUAGUUUUUUUACCAUAUAUUGUUUGAUAAUUUCUGAUUUGUUGUACCUUCAUACUAUGGAUGUUAUUAAAUUGAAAUAGGUUAAGUUUUGUUUUUGGUAGAGAAGACAAGUAAUUUCAAUUGGAAAAUGAUUAGUUACUGUUAUGUAUUCUAUUGCUUUUGCUCUUUUAUAAUAGAAAAGGAGUAAUUGAAAAUUA